Messenger RNA from Prorocentrum cordatum, 1833 nucleotides. Lineage: Eukaryota; Dinophyceae; Prorocentrales; Prorocentraceae. The record is from the annotation of a GenBank genome assembly.
AUGCUCCACAUCGCCGGCUCGGAGGGGCCUGGCGCGGUGCUCGUCUUCGUGCCAGGGUGGGCGGAGAUCACCGACUGCGUCAAGGAGCUCGAGGGGGCCCAGCACAGGAGCGGGGAGAGGUGGCACAUCUUCCCCCUCCACUCGAUGGUGCCUCCCCACGAGCAGAACCAGAUCUUUCAGGUCUUCCCCGAGGGGUCCAGGCAGAGGAAGAUCAUCGUGAGCACCAACAUCGCCGAGACGUCCAUCACGGUGGAGGACGUCGUCUUCGUCAUCGACUCGGGGCUGAUCAAGGGCACCACGUACGCCCCCAAAACGAACGUGGCCACGCUGGAGGCCCUACAGAUCUCGCGCUCGAACGGGCAGCAGCGGCGCGGGCGCGCCGGGCGCGUGCGCCCCGGCAAGUUCUUCAAGCUCUACUCGCGGAUUGACUGGGACGAGAUGUCGGACUCCAUGGAGCCCGAGAUGCAGCGGACGCCCGUGGAGGAGCUCUGCCUGCAGGUGCGGGCGCUCGACCUGCCGGGCCGCAUCGGCGCCGUGCUGGGCCGCGCCAUAGACCCGCCGGAGAAGCUGGCGGUGUCCAACGCCAUCUUCCUGCUGCGGUCCCUGGGCGCCCUGGACGCCGAGGAGCAGCUGACCCCGCUGGGGUGGAAGCUGGCGCUGCUGCCCAUCCACCCGUCCCUGGGCAAGAUGAUGCUCCUGGGGUCGCUGCUCGACUGCGUCCCGGAGCUGCUGUCGGUGUGCGCCACGCUCUCCUCCAAGUCGCCCUUCGUGAUGCCCUUCGGCAAGGAGAAGGAGGCCGACGCCGCGAAGCAGGCCCUGGGGCAGGGGCUCUCCAGCGACCACCUGCUCUACGCGCGGGCAGUCGCCUCGUGGUUGCGCAUGGGGCCCCGCGACCGGAGCUCCUUCUGCUUCGACUACUUCCUCUCGGACAAGGCCCUGCAGCAGAUCGACAAGACCCGGCGCGACCUCCACCAAUACGUCGUGGACCUCAAGCUGCGGCCCGCCGGCGAGAAGCUGCCUCCUGGGGACGACAGCCUGGGCCCAGAGCGGUGCGCGGAGCUGCAGUUCGCGCUCGCCUCGUCGCUGCCUCUCGCCACCCGCCCGCCCUCGCAGAGGAAGUUCAGGUGCCUGGAGGCUACCCACGCGUCCUGCGCCGUGCACCCAAGCUCGCUGCUGGAGCACAUGUCCUCUCCCAAGCGGCGCUCCUGGGAGGGCGAGGGGGCGUACGGCGUGCUCUGCUGGUUUUCUCGCCUGAAGACCGCCGAGCUGUACCUGCACGACGCCUCCCUCGUCGCAGACGUCCUGCCGCUGGUGCUGCUGUCGCCGUUCGUCGCGCCGCGCGAGGGGCACCCCGCGGUCUUCGAGGUGGCCGCGCCGCCCAUGGGCGACGAUGCGGACGACGAGGGCGAGGGUCCGGCGGCCGACGGGGCGGACAGCAUGGGCGGCGGGAGCCUCGGGGAGUCCGCGCCGCCCCCGCCGCCGCUGCUGCUGAAGCUGGGCGACGCGGCGCUGGCGGGCCCCGUGUGGGAGCUGCGGGGCAAGCUGGGCGAGCUGGUCGACCGGAUCAUCGGGCAGCCCCCGGCGAAGCUUCCGCAGGAGGCGGCCGCGGCGUUCCACGCGCUCCGCGGCCUGCUCCACGCCUCAUACCAGCUGCACGCCGCGGAGCCAGAGGCCUGCGAGGAGUUCGGCGGCGACCCCUCCCAGGAGGAGCCCCAGCCUCAGGGGCAGCGUGGCGGCGGAUGGAGGAGCGGCGGCAGGGGCCGAGGAGGCGGCGGCGGCGGCUACCCCUGGUGGCAGCACGUCCGCGGCAAGGGCAAGGGCAGGGGCUGGUGA